AUGCUCUGCGGGAUCAUCGGCCACUGCUUCGCCCAUGACCCGCCGUCACCGACAGCCGACGUCAAGCGCGCGCUGCGGCCUGGCCUCGGGACGAGCCUCUCGCACUUUGACCUCGCCAGCGACGACGCCAGCGGCCUAACGUCGGUCUCGGACGAGAAGGUGAUCGUCGAGCUACGCGUCGACACGCGGGGCGGGCCCAUGGACUUUGGCGUCGUGUUUCGCCGGUCGCCAUUGGGCAUCCAUUCGACGUACGCGUGCCAAGUCGACUCGGUGAACCCCAAGUCGAGCGCGAAGGAGGCCGGUGUCCAGCCCGGUGCUAUCUUGACGGACGUCGCGCUGCGAUCGAUGAAGACUGUCCCGUACGACGAGGUGCUGCAGAUUCUCGUGCAGCGGUCGAACCUCCAAGCGCCAGGCUCAUCGCUCCAGCUCGUGUUUGCCCAACGCGCCAAGACGAUCCAUCUGGACCGUAACGUCGACCACUUGACGCAGUUUCCGCAGCCGACCGGCCUCGCGCUGCCCGGUACGAACGAGUUUGUCAUGGACAAGAGCGAAGGCUCUGUGAGCGCCGCGUCCAUCUCGGCCACGCCGCAUGCGACCGACGCGUUCAAUGGUGACGCCCUCGAUGACGCGAGCCACGCCGUGUCCAUGACGCGAUUUUGGAUGUCGGACCAGCACGUCAAGGCGUGCUACGCGUGCGACCUGCCGUUCUCGUUCUGCCGCCGAAAGCACCACUGCCGGUCCUGCGGCCAGAUCUUUUGCUACCAGUGCUGCACGCGCCUCUCGGCGUCGUUCAAACCGCCACACGACGCGGCGCAGUACCUUCGGAAGCAGCUCGUGUGCCACCCCUCCGGCCGCGCACACGAGGCCACGGCCGCCAGCUCGCUCGUCGACGACGCGACCUCGAAUUUGGAGAAGAGCAAGGUCGACGUGCAGCUCUUUUCGAUGUUUCCGCGCGUCCAACUGGUGCCGAUGGCGGUGCCGGCGCCCAUCGUGGCCAACGUCAGCAACGAGUCGGCGUUUGCCGUGCCACUGCGCCGGCGCGCCGAGAGCGAGCCGAGUCUCUCGGCGAUCGUGCGCAAAUCGCAGGCGUCGUACCUCGCCGUGUCCAGCAACCACUCGGAGGGCCAGCGCCCGCGCUCCAACAGCCGCGAUGAUCUCUACACGUAUCGUCAACCGACGAACGUCGUCCGCAGCACGCGGUCAGCGACCGAGCUCAUGGUCGAGGCGCUCAUGCUGUCGUCGGUCGACCGGUCGUUGCCGUCGACGUCGCUGGCGCCGCCCGUGACAACGACACCGGCGCUCCUGCAUCACACGAGCUCGUCGGCGUCGCUGCUCUCGUUGACACCCAGCAUCCACCUCGGCCAUGCGUGCCAACUGGACGCGGACGUGCCCGGGCUCUUGGACGCGGUCGCUGCGACCAAGGCGGCCAUGAAGUCGGACGCAGACCAGUGGCUGCACGAGCGUAUUUUACAGCUGUGGGAGGCCUCGCCGGUGCUCACGCAGCUGCCGUACCUCGAGCAGAGUCGGUUUGUGGACCGUAUUUUCGAGUUUGCGACACGCGCCGCGGCCACGAUCGACGUUGGCGACUCGCUCGACAUUUUGCACUAUCUGCGCAUCAAGUGCUUUCCAGGCGGCCACGUCAGCGACAGCUUCUUCGUGCACGGCGUGCUCUGCCACAAGGCGGUCGCGCGCAAGUCGAUGCGCCAGUGGAUCGACACGCCGCGGCUGCUUCUCGUCGCGUCGGCGCUCGACUACCAGCGCGAGAAGGAGAAGCUCUCGAGCCUCGAGAGUGUAGCGGGCCAAGAAACCGAGUACAUGCGCAUCGCGGUCGAGAAGAUUCGAACGCUGCGCCCCGACAUUGUGCUCUUCCAAGGCCACGUGCACCGGGUCGCCGAAGAGCUCUUGGCGAGCAGCGGCAUCGUCAUUGUCAAGAACCUCAAGCGCGCGGACCUCGAGCGGCUCUCGCUCGUCACGGGUGCCGCGCUCCUUACGUCGUACGACCACGUCGACAAGCUAUUUGGUGCGUCCGUUCUCGGAACGUGCGAUCGGUUCCGCGUUUGGAGCAGCGAAGUGCCCAAGAUGCACGCCGACGACGUCAGUGUGCUGCCGAGCCACCUCGCGACGACGCACGUGACGACGGCGCUCCGGGGCGCCAAGCACCUCGCGCCCAUCGCCCGCAAGCGCACCAAGAAACAGUGCAUCGUGUUUGAAGGCGGCGCGUACGCCAAGGGCUGCACGAUCGCGCUCCGGGGCGCCGCUGAAAACGUGCUCAAGGAAGUUCGCUCGAUCUUGCGCAACGUUGUCCGAACGGCGUACCACGUGCGACUCCAGACCGUGGUGCUCGCAACGUCCGGGCUCGUGCCGCCGGUCGAGGUCACGGCCGACUUCCGACACGAGUGGUUCCACGCGUCGAGCUCGAUGUACUUGGCGCUCAACGACCACUCGCUCUCGCUCCGCGCGGCGCUCAAGGAGUCGCAGAUGCGCUGCCGCCAUUGCAAGCGGCUCUCGAGUCGCCGCACGAACGGCAUUGCCACCGGCAUGGACAACCUCGUGUCGCGCCGCCGACGGAGCUCCGAGUCCGGCCGCAUGGUCAAGAAGCCCGUCCUCAUUAGCGCGUGCCGGUGCCCGAGUGACGUGCACGGCGCCAACCGGGACACGCUCGUGCUCUCGGCGUGCUGGAGCCGCCUCGACGACCAGAGUCCGUCGCCGUCCGAGCUCAUGGAGAUUGCGUUCUACACGGACGCCGACUGCACGCUCGGGCAGUUUCUGCACUUGUACUGCUUUGAGUCUGCGUCGACGCCGUUCAAAACGGCGUUUAAAACGCAGCGGCUCUCGUUCUCGCAUGACCUGGGGCGCGUGCUCAUUUCCGUGUCGCCGACGACUACGAAGGGCAAGGCGCGGGGCCCGGGCCAAGAGCUGCUCGAGAUGUUCAACUUUGCGACGCGCGUCGUGCAGAGUCCGACGCCGCUCAUGUGGGUCGCGACCGAAGCGUCGCCGUCGCCGAUCUACACGGCCGUGCCGCCCGAGAUGCUCCACUACUCGUUUGGCAAGUACCUCGAAGACCUCUUGUAUCUGCAGCCACUCUCGCACGACGCGCGCUUCUUCCCGCACCUCCCGCACGCCCGGGACCCGAGUUUACUCCGGUACUUUGCGUGCGCCGACGUGAUUGUGUGCAUAUCGGUCGAGCCGAUCCACCCGGUGCUGCACGUGGCGAUGCGUCCCGGGCUCUACGACGUCGACGACCAGCGCUGCAGCAUCGAUGCGACCGACAUUGAGGAGCUCGUGCUCGUCGCCAACAGCGUCUUGGACGUGACGCUCACCAAGGUGCAGGCGACGCUCGACGACCUCGUCGCGAUUGGCGAGAAGAAGCACUUGGACUCGCACGCGUGGCCGUUGGAGCGGCUCCAGGAGAUUGAAAACAUGGGCCAGAUUGCGCGGCAUUGGCACAUUAUGUACACGACGCAGGUGCGCCGGCAGCCGCCGGCCGACGUCUUUGCCAAGCACGCGCUCUUCCGCAAGGCGUACGAGCGCGCGGCGCGCUUCUGCGUCGAAUUGCGCCAAGCCUCGAACAAAGUGACGUUCAAGCAAACCGAAGUCGUCGACGACCCGCCGCCGAUGACGCUGCCGAUGCAGUGGUUUGAUAUUCUGUCGACGCAACUGCAGCAAGAGCCAGCGCCGUCGUCGGCCUUUGGCAUUCCACUGCCGCCCCCGCACGCGUUUGCGAGUCAGCACAAGUCACCGCCGAUGGAGAUUCACCGACCGCCGAUCGACUCGGCGGCCGGGCAGCGCGAUUUCGUGUCGCGUCUCACGACGGACGGCGGCAUGGCCGCCAAUAGCGUCAGCAGCAUCCUCUCGACGUACGGUCCGGACGUGGCGUUCCCAGACGACUUGAACUACAUGGUCGACAUCGAAGGCAGUCACGACGGGUCCACGCUCUCGUCGCAGUCGCUCAACCGGACCCAAGUCGUCGGGUCGAACGCGCUUUUAAAAAAGUCGAGCACGUCGUCGGGGGACCAGUCGCACCUCUUCGUGCUACCCAAAAGCAUCCUGAGCUGGCACCCGAGCUUGCCGCGGGGUAUGGACCAAACCGUCGUGCUCGUCAACGCCAGCCAGCCGACGUCGGCGGUCGCGUACUCGCUCUGCUCGAAAGAGUACAGCCAGCAGCUCAACGAGUGGUUUGCCAAGCAAGACCCGCCCGUGCUGCUGUGCCUCGACUCGAAUGGCGGCGGCAUGCUCCGCGCGCUCAAGUCGGACAAGCGCUCGAACGUCGACCACCUCUUUGUGGACGAGAACGAGUUUCAGGCCGCGACCAAGUUUAGCUGCAAGUCGUACUACGCGUCGCAGUUUUACGCGCUCCGGCAGCUGCUCUACAAGGACGAACGCAAGUACAUCGAGUCGAUGUGUCAGUGCGAGCACUGGAACGCGAGCGGCGGCAAGUCGGGUGCCGGCUUUAUGCGCACCAAGGACCAGCGCUUCAUCUGCAAAGUCAUUCCGUCCAAUCAGCUCACGAUGUUUCUCAACAUGGCCUCGAGCUACUUUGAGUACAUGGCCACGUCGAUCGAAGAGAACUUGCCGAGCAUGCUGGGCAAGAUUGUCGGCGUCUACCGCAUCACGAUGACGGAGACGACCGAGACGGCGCUGUGCUUGCUCGUCAUGGAAAACCUCGUGUACGGACGGCAAGUGGACCACCUCUUUGACCUCAAGGGCAAGCUCGAAGGCCGGUUCAUGGAGCACACGGACCACCAAGUGCUGUGGGACCGCAACUUUGUCAAGAUGACGAAAGGGAUUCCGCUGCCGAUGCAAGAGUCGGCGAUGGGUCUCCUCAAAUCCGCCAUCUUCCACGACACGGCGUUCCUCGCGAGCCAGGACGUGACCGACUACUCGCUCCUCGUCGGCUACGACCACGACAAGCAAGAAAUCGUUGCUGGCAUCAUCGACUACAUUGCCAAGUACGACUUUCUCAAGCGCCUCGAGCACCAUGGCAAGCGGCUGCUCCAGGACGAAGGCGAGAUCACCGUCCUCAACCCCAAGCAGUACACGAAGCGGUUCCGCACCGCGAUGGCCAAGUACUUUACCGCCGUGCCGUCGCGCUACACGCUCGCGACGCGCGCCGAGUCGGCCGUCGACGACGACACCAAGGCGGCGGCCUCGUAG
Molecule: messenger RNA, 5154 nt
Organism: Saprolegnia parasitica CBS 223.65
Lineage: Eukaryota; Oomycota; Saprolegniomycetes; Saprolegniales; Saprolegniaceae
Exons: 4
Coding region: 1-5154 (1717 amino acids)
Biological process (GO): phosphatidylinositol phosphate biosynthetic process
Cellular component (GO): endosome membrane
Molecular function (GO): protein binding; ATP binding; 1-phosphatidylinositol-3-phosphate 5-kinase activity
Source: RefSeq, a predicted model, not a curated record